AUGGACCUCCAAGCCGAGGGAUGGCACUUUGUUGGUAUUGCAUCUUCAUUCCCAGAUAUUAGCGAAGAUGAAAAGGGCUGUCGAGUCCUACCUGGGUGCAAGACACUUGGCAUCCCCAAACCAACACAGCCGGACAAACCCAAGACGAAUCGGGUGUCUAAUCUAGAUGAGCAAGUGCUCGUAUUCAAGUAUAAGGGAGCUUUACACGCCAUUGAUAAUCGAUGCCCACACUCGGCGUUCCCGCUUAAGCAAGGAACGAUUAUUGAUGUCGAGGACUUCGGACCUGGUAUUAAGUGUUUUAGACAUGGUUGGAGCUUUGACCUGGUUACUGGCAAGGCAGACCGCGGUCACCACUUGAAGCUUAAUCUGUGGGACAUCGAGCUGCGGGAUCCUUUGAUAUCAAGCGAUGAGAGCGCUACGGGAGACGAUAAAGAAGUGUGGGUUAGAAGACGAUAA
Molecule: messenger RNA, 456 nt
Organism: Aspergillus puulaauensis
Lineage: Eukaryota; Fungi; Ascomycota; Eurotiomycetes; Eurotiales; Aspergillaceae
Product: Rieske (2Fe-2S) protein
Exons: 2
Coding region: 1-456 (151 amino acids)
Molecular function (GO): 2 iron, 2 sulfur cluster binding
Source: RefSeq, a predicted model, not a curated record